Notechis scutatus (mainland tiger snake) is the source of this 442-nucleotide messenger RNA. Lineage: Eukaryota; Metazoa; Chordata; Lepidosauria; Squamata; Elapidae. The record is from RefSeq and is a predicted model, not a curated record.
GCAAGCCUUAUUCUGAUAACUGGACAGCCGAGUGGAAGUACCUCUACUCUCUGCAGCGGAACUACCCAAAUACGGGGCAAUUCACCUUCCUGCCGGCUCCCUCGGCUCGGUUUGGAGGCUGGGAAAUGGGUGCCCUGAGGAUUUCUGGCAACGGCUCCUCCGAAGGCCAGCUAGACGUGGCUGCCAUCUGGAGCACGGAGCACGCCAUGGCCUGGCACCUGGAGGAGGCCUUCCGGAGGGACCCGGCCGGCUGGGCUGCAGCCAAGUGCCAGCAGUGGGACAGCCAGGAGGCCGGGCUGCCCUCCUUUCUGGAGGAGAUCCCCGACUGUCCCUGCACUUUGAGCCAAGCCCGGGCCGACUUCGGCCGCUUCCACGUAAGUCCCCGCUGGGGCGGCUCCAGGCAGGCCCGUUCCAGGCUGGCUCAGGAGGGGCUGCCCGAAAG